Molecule: messenger RNA, 3507 nt
Organism: Ogataea parapolymorpha DL-1
Lineage: Eukaryota; Fungi; Ascomycota; Pichiomycetes; Pichiales; Pichiaceae
Product: chromatin modification-related protein VID21
Exons: 1
Coding region: 1-3507 (1168 amino acids)
Source: RefSeq, a predicted model, not a curated record
AUGGCACCGGACAUUGUGGAGACUAAAGCAGCCGGCUCCAGUGCUUCUUUUUCCAUGGAUCGGAUCCGGCUCGAAGCCAUCGAGAGCCGACGUCAGGAAUGCACCAAGGCAAUCAAUGACAGGAAAAGGAAACUGGCCGAGCUUUACUGCGUCUCGCGACUGCCGCUUCUGCCUAUAUCCAAUGACCAGGUUUUACAGAUCGAGGACAAGCUGAUGGCUUUUCUGGAAAAGAACGAUUUGGAAAACGGACACGAGUUCAACAUUGCCAUUUUAUCUCAUGAAAACCAGCAGAGACGACUCUCGCCUCCCCAAAAUCAGAUUACAACAGAGACAUCAGAGAUCAAGGAGCCUGCUACAAAGCGUCAGAAAGUGGACGGUCAGGUUAGCCAGCAGGAGACGGUUUCGCUGGAAGCACAAAAGAAGAUACAGGGAGCAGCAUUGGCCACCAGAAAACCACCGUCAGACCCGUCUUGUCAGGAAGGGUCUCUAUCGUCUUUGGUCCACUCCUAUGAACAAGUUCAGCCGCCUAGACGGAGUGACGAGAAGUCUAAGCGCGAUUUGGACUAUGAACAUCUUGACUUAGAUCAAUUGAUGAUCAUGUUAAUGCCCGAGCUCAAGCCCCACAAGGUACCAGAGGCUCGCUCCUUGACAGAACUGUAUUAUCACCAGCAGACAUUACAGCUACCCAAGCUGUUACUCAGGGCUCACAAGUCUCUUACCACCGACUCUUAUGAGACUGCUUUGGUAGAGGGUAAGAUUUCUGUAUUGUAUUCACGCAUGGAGGAAUUGAAACGCAAACAUAGUUGGUCUCUGAGACAGCCGAAGAAGUUUUUGGAUCCUUUUUUGGCUACCGGAAAGAAAACGCAUUGGGAUUAUCUCUUGUCGGAGAUGAAGUGGCUGGCUACUGACUUCAAGCAGGAAAGAAGGUUUAGAAUGGCUCAAUGCCAUUACAUUGCACAAGCCGUCAAGGAGUAUUGGAAAUACGGAAAGGUAUGCUGUGUGCGAAGAAGACCGGCUCGACUUCUCAGUGAGAAAGAGAUUGAAGAACGGACAAUGCCAAAAGACCUGGGCCUUCCAAACAAUUCUGAGGCUGCUGAAGUCCCAGAGAAAGCUGAAGAGUUGGCAGAGUCCACCCAAGAUGCAGGGAAUAAACUGGAUGAUGGAGCCAACGCGCAAAUUGAGUCAAUCACUGUGAAACCAGAGUUGGAAGAGAAUACUAAAACGCAGGUGUCCGAAGAUAAUGUGGAAACGACUAAAGAAGCUAUUUCCCACGAUAGUACAGAGCCUGCUAAGAAUACCGAGGCUUUAUCAGAAGAGCAGCCUUCUAUUAACCCAUCUCUUCUGCUUACCUUCAAUGAUACCGCUUAUUCUGGUGAGGAAUAUGAACAAGUGAAAAGACACAGGGAAGACAUUCAGCCAUUCAAGAUGUAUGCAGAUUUAAACCAGUUCAACAAAACUGAAACAACUGUCAUUGAAUGUUUGUCUACUUACGCCCCAUUCAAAGAAACUGAGAAGGACCAUCUUAUUGAACGCUAUGAAUACGGACACAUAUCCUCGAUGCUGCCUCCUGCUGACGAGGAGCCAGAUUGGGAAAAGAUAGUUCUGAAAAAGAAGAAGGAGACAGAGAAACAUAGUGUUCCUUACCAGAAGGGUCUAUUUUCUCCGGCUUACAGGCGUUUUAACAUUCUGAAACCCCCUUCUCCUCCCUCCAUCAAGAAUUUGGAGCUUCGCAUUCCAACUAUCUGGCUUCCGCAGGACGACAAGUAUCUCAUCAGGUAUGUGACCGAUUUCUCAUUUAAUUGGAACAUCAUUUCUGCUCAUUUGUCCGCGAAACCGACACGGAGUUAUACAUCGAACAUCGAGCGGCGCACUCCAUGGCAAUGUUUUGAAAGAUACAUCCAGUUGAAUGACAAAUUCCAAUUUUCCGAUAUGAGAGGUCUGUACCCAAUGGCUGCCAAAGAAUGGCUGGAGGCAGCACACAAGGUCCAGAUUUCCACCAAAAGACGAAUCUCGCCCCUUGGAGUUGGUAUUGAAUCUAUUCAAAGAGGGCAUAGACGGCUCAGAUGGGGCUCCAUGUUCGAUGCUAUGCGGAAGUUGAUGAAGAAACGCGAGAAUGUUCAAAAGCCUUCUCAACAGCAAAGAAAGAAUAAUAUAGAGGAGAAAAGAAGCGACACACCAACUCCUGAACAACUGUCGAAGCUCAAGUUCGAACGUGAUCGGGCAAUACAGGAAGCGUAUGCUCAGGGAAGUGGUAAUGGAAAUUUCACCAGACUGCGUGUUCCGCCAAACGCUCGUCAACUGGCAGCAGGAGCCGGUAAGUCUCCGUUCUCUACCGAUGGCCAAUCCAACCCUGGAUCGUCAGCUGCUGCGCAGGCGGCAAUGAAUGGUAGACGGCAGCUAUCCAACAAAAUGGCUCCUCAGGCUAGUGCGUCUCCCGAAGCACAGCAGGCUCAAAUGCGUGCUAAUAGUCCACAAGUCUACCAGCAGCAGGCGAAUCAGGGCGGCAUUCCGAUGCCGACGGGUCCUGGCGGAGCGCCUUUACCUGAGCAGGUUCAGCAGCUGAUGAUACAACGUCAACGGCAGAUGAUGCAACAGCAGCAGAACAACAACUCCAGACAGCCAAGCAGACCACCCUCUUCGUCGAUGAGCUCCCCUGUAUCCACACCAACUCCACAGCAAGUUUUGCAAACGGCAGGCAAUUCGGGAUCUUCUCCUCAAGCCUUUUCACAAGUGCAGUUGCAACCGGGCCAGUCUCCGGAGCAGAUGCCUCAAAUGAACAUUGCACCGCCCCAAGGGUAUCCCGUGCAGCCUAUGGGCAGCAAUGCACCGUCUCCCCAGGACAUGCAUGCCAACGCGCAGCUUUCUCAGCAGUCGCGUCCCGUGUCGCGCGUGAACUUCACCACGUCACAAGUGUCUGCCAUCAUAAACCAGAUACAAACUCAAAACCCAAACCUGCCCAAAGAACAGGUUACGCGUCUGGCGGUCGCGUAUCUAGCCAACUACCAGCAGAACCAGAACAGAGUCGCGGACCAGACAGCACAGCAACCUGGCAAACAGCCCCUGGCUCCUUCCAACGGAGGUGCAAUUGCUGGACAAUUGAACACUCCGACGAAGCAGGGACAGCCGUCUCAGGGGACGCCGCCAGCGCAAGCCGGCCAGCCCUUGACUCCGCAGCAGCUUGCUAUGUUUGCCAACAACCCCAAUCUGACUCCGCAGCAGCGCAAACAGAUCCAGGUCCUGCGGCAGCACCAACUGCAACAGCAACAGAGAAGGCAGCAGCACGUGCAGCCGCAGGGAGAUCCACAAAGUCCUGUGCCGGCAACUCCGCAGCCUGCGCAGCCUGCCCCAUCGAAUGCGAAAAAAAUGAACUCUUCGGCGAUUACAACACGGUUUUCACCCCAACCGGGAACCAACGUGGUGCCGGUGGUGAACCAGCAGUCGUCGUCAGUGCCGUCAUCGGCAAACAACAGCUUUGUGUCUUCACCGACAAUGAAAAACAUGAGAUGA